AUGGCUUGGGUUAAUACGGGCAUGCAAGCCCUAAUACCAAUCAUUAAUAGAUUGCAGGACGCAUUCGCUCAGCUCGGAACUUCUUUAAACUUUGAUUUACCACAGAUAGCUGUGGUUGGAGGACAAAGUGCUGGCAAAUCAUCUGUGCUGGAGAAUUUUGUCGGAAAAGACUUUUUACCUCGCGGAUCAGGCAUUGUGACUAGACGGCCUUUAAUUUUACAGCUGGUUCAUGAUCGUGUUGAAUAUGGAGAAUUUUUGCACAAAAGAGGACAGAAAUUCGGUGAUUUUGAUAUGAUAAGGAAGGAAAUAGAAGAUGAAACAGACCGGGUUACAGGUCAGAAUAAGGGCAUCUCUCCUGUUCCAAUCAAUUUGCGGAUUUUUAGCCCAAAUGUAUUAAAUUUGACUCUUAUCGAUUUGCCGGGUCUUACUAAAGUACCUGUUGGUGAUCAGCCGCCGGAUAUCGAACAUCAAAUACGAGAUAUGCUGCUAACUUAUAUUUCGCGUGAAACUUGUCUCAUUUUGGCAGUCACACCAGCAAAUAGUGAUCUUGCAACAUCAGAUGCACUAAAACUUGCCCGAGAGGUUGAUCCGCAAGGCUUGCGAACCAUAGGAGUUCUGACUAAAUUAGAUCUGAUGGACGAAGGUACUGAUGCUCGUGAUAUUUUAGAAAAUCGUCUGUUCCCACUUCGCAGAGGUUACGUCGGGGUUGUCAAUCGUGGUCAGAAGGAUAUUGUGGGCAAAAAAGAUAUCAGAGCAGCUCUCGAUGCGGAGCGCAAAUUCUUCAUUUCACAUCCAGCAUAUAGACAUCUGGCGGAUCGUCUUGGAACACCCUAUUUACAAAGAACAUUAAAUCAGCAGCUUACUAAUCAUAUCAAAGAUACAUUGCCGGCAUUAAGAGAUUCAUUACAAAAAAAGCUGUUUGCAUUGGAAAAAGAUGUAACAGAAUUUAAAAAUUUCCAGCCUAAUGAUCCAUCAAGAAAGACAAAAGCUCUCAUGCAAAUGGUGCAGACUUUUACCACAGAUAUUGAUCGAUCAAUUGAAGGAUCGUCAGCAAAAGCUGUAAGCACCAACGAGUUGUCGGGUGGAGCGCGAAUUAAUCGAAUUUUUCAUGAACGCUUUCCAUUUGAAAUCGUGAAGAUGGAAAUCGAUGAAAAAGAAAUGAGACGAGAAAUUCAAAUUGCAAUACGAAACAUUCAUGGCAUUCGCGUUGGUCUUUUUACUCCUGAUAUGGCAUUUGAAGCAAUAGUCAAGAAACAGAUUGAACGUCUCAAGGAGCCAUCAUUAAAGUGCGUUGAUUUAGUUGUCAAUGAAUUGGCUGCAGUUGUACGACAGUGUGCUGAAUGUGUUGCACGUUACCCGAGGUUACGAGAUGAAAUUGAACGAAUUGUGACAACUAACAUGCGAGAAAAAGAGCAAAGUGCGAAAUAUUACAUAUCAAUGCUUGUCGAUUACGAGCUAGCCUAUAUGAAUACAAAUCACGAAGAUUUCAUUGGGUUUUCGAAUGCUGAAGCAAAGGCAUCGUCAAAUUCACAAAAGAAAAAUCUUGGGAAUCAAGUUAUAAGAAAAGGCUGGUUAUCAGUGCAUAAUAUAUCAUUUGUUCGCGGUUCCAAAGACUGCUGGUUUGUGCUCACGUCUGACAAUUUAUCUUGGUAUAAAGAUGACGAGGAAAAAGAAAAAAAAUAUAUGUUGCCACUAGACGGGAUAAAACUACGCGAUCUCGAAGCCGGUUUCAUGUCAAAGCAGCACAAAUUUGCUCUAUUUUAUCCCGACGGAAAGAAUAUCUAUAAGGAUUAUAAGCAGUUGGAAUUGAGUGCUAGUAAUUUAGAUGAAGUUGAUGCAUGGAAGGCAUCAUUUCUUCGAGCUGGAGUUUAUCCAGAAAAGGAAAAGCAGUCUGAUGAUGGCGAGGUUGAUUACAUGAUUACUGCAGAAAUUGAAACUUCAGUUGAUCCUCAGCUUGAACGUCAAGUGGAAACGAUUCGCAAUCUUGUUGACUCAUAUAUGCGCAUCGUUACAAAAACAAUUCGAGACCUUGUACCAAAAGCAAUCAUGUUCCUUAUUGUAAAUAAAGUUAGUGAAUUUUUACGUGAUGGGGAUUUACUUGCAAAUCUUUAUCAACUUGGAGAUACGGAUUCACUAAUGGAAGAAAGUCAGUUUGAAGCACAAAAAAGAGAAGAAAUGUUUCGUAUGUAUAAUGCGUGUAGAGAAGCUUUAAGAAUAAUUGGAGAAGUUAAUAUGUCAACAAUAUCGACUGAUGCACCUCCUGCUGUAUCAAGUGAUUGGUUGAGAUCAAAUGGACCUUCUCCGAUACCACGGUCUGCACCACAGCCACCAGGAAUGGGGGGUGGGAUAACUGCGCAGCGCCCUGCACCAAUGCCACCUCGACCAGUGGCUAAUACGCAGAAUGCAUCAAUGUUAGCGAAUCGACCAUUACCGGGACCACCGGGUGGCCUUCCAGCACCACUACUUCCCAUUCGAGUGCACAGUAGCUCAUCAAAUCAAAACGGCAUUCCACCAAGGAUACCAGAUCGACCGCAGAUACCUGCACGACCUUACUGA
Molecule: messenger RNA, 2556 nt
Organism: Thelazia callipaeda (thelaziosis nematode)
Lineage: Eukaryota; Metazoa; Nematoda; Chromadorea; Rhabditida; Thelaziidae
Source: the annotation of a GenBank genome assembly